GAUGGCAUCCUUGCAAGGCCAGCCGGGUUCUUAAAUGAAGACUGCCAUCCUUUGUGGCAUUCUUCGGAAAGGAACUGCCGUGUCUGCGGCCCGAUCUUCCCCUCCAUGCAUCUAGGAAUUGUACAGUAACCACAACAACAACCACAAAAGAUGAGGUCCCCAGGCAACUUGGGGAGGGAGAGAGCCCUUCUACUCACAGUGCUGCUUUCAACAAUGGUGCUAAAUCCAACUUUGGCCAUUAAUGUUUACACGGAUCGAGAGGUGCAUGGCACAGUGGGCUCCAACGCUAAGCUUUCUUGCUCUUUUUGGUCGAAUGAGUGGAUCUCCGAUGAUAUUUCAGUCACUUGGCACUUUCAACCAGAAAGCAGCAGAGACAGCGUAUCGAUAUUCCACUUUGCCAAAGGCCAGGCUUACAUAGACAACGUUGGGAUGUUCAAGGAGCGCAUUGAAUGGACUGGGAACCCACGCUGGAAAGACGGUUCCAUUGUCAUUCAUGACCUGGAGUACACUGACAAUGGCACCUUUACAUGUGAUGUCAAGAACCCACCCGACAUCGUGGGGAAGACAUCUCAGGUCACACUCUACGUCUUUGAAAAUGUACCUACCAGGUAUGGUGUGGUGUUGGGAGCUGUUAUUGGAGGCGUUCUGGCUGUGGUCUUAGUUGUUUUGGUGAUAGCCUAUCUUAUCAGAUAUUGCUGGCUGAGGAGACAAGCAACUCUCCAACGAAGACUCAGUGCAAUGGAGAGGGGGAGACUGAGGCUGGGCAAGGACUCGUCAAAAAGAGGACGCCAGCCUCCUGUUCUGUACGCGAUGCUGGACCACAGCCGCCUCACCAAAUCCGCGAGUGAGAAGAAAUCCAAGGGAGGCCUGGGCGACUCUCGUAAAGAUAAGAAAUAGCGGUUAGCAGGCAGAGAAGGCACCCAAAAAAAGGCGGGCGAUAAAAAGGUCGUCAUGACCAUCGAGAUGGAACUGAAGAGGGACCAACUUGAGGCUGAAGGCCUGAAACCCGCCGUCAAAUCCCCCAGCAAGAACAGUCUAAAAAACGCCCUCAUGAACAUGAUCAAAAGCGAUUCGGAAAAGUGAUUUAAAGGGCGAGGGUGGGAUGUUCCUAGCUCUCCUUGCUUCUGGAGAAGAGAGUCUUGGGAUGUUUUUGCCUUCUUCCAACUGCUGUGGCUUUGUGUCCUGUACUGCUUGUGUAUUAUCUGUAGUACUUAAUUAAUUUUGCUAGUCAAGGCUGAUGAGAUUUUCAAAUAUUCCUUGUCCUUAGUGUUGAGAGAUCUUGGCAUCAUGUCUGUGUGGUGAAGUAACUAUACAGAAUAUUUACACACAUAGUUCCUAGGCAUCUGUGAGCAAGAAUGAGGCAAAGUGACACAGGAACUAUCCAACUCAUAUUCUUCCCCAUAUUAGGACCAUUUUCUUCUCUUAAAUCCAAAAAGAGACAAAUCUUGUCAUACCAUGAUAUCCAUGCUUUGGUCACCAUGGCCUUGCCCUACUGCAAUCCACUUUUUGGGAUGGCUCAGUAUAGGGAUUCACACGAUAACCUUGUUCAGUCACAAUAAAACAAAGAUAUUGAUGUGACAACUAUAUAAACAGCUUUUGUUCUGAAUACUAAGCCUCAUAGUAACAGAGUAUUUCAUUUUAAACCUUCCAUUUUAAGGUGAACUUGCACCUUGAACCAAAGGGGCCCAAACUCCCCUCGGUCCAGAUAUGAUGCCAUGAGGACUUGGUGCCAGCCGUUCUAGCCCUGUUGACAUUAGCCCUAUAAAAACCUAGACCUAAAAAAAAAUCCCUUAAAAAUCCCUGCUCUUAAAUAUGGAAACCCCCCUUCCCAAAAGAUACACAAACCCUUAUGACUGGUGCCUUCUACUGCUGAAACGGUUGUGACAACCCUCUUCCGCUUGGUAACUUGACCACAGGUGUAAUAUUUCAUGAUCUUUUUAAUCCAUAGAUUAAAUAUAUGUAUGCAUGUCCCAGACGCUGAGAAGCCUGGUUUAAUGUCUUUACACCGCUCCUGCCAUAUCCUCUUUGGCUGUUUCUUCCCCACCAAGACUCUGUAACUAUCUACCAUUCUGUGAAAAGAACUAUAGAUUAAUACCUUCUGAUAUGUAUGUAUACACAUACAUACACACACUCAUCCCUCCAUAUUUGCGGCUUUGAUUAUUCACGGA
Messenger RNA from Sceloporus undulatus (fence lizard), 2168 nucleotides. It is a transcript of the gene MPZ, whose product is annotated as myelin protein zero. The record is from RefSeq and is a predicted model, not a curated record. NCBI's taxonomy places the organism in Eukaryota, Metazoa, Chordata, Lepidosauria, Squamata, Phrynosomatidae. The transcript is spliced from 6 exons. Gene Ontology annotation, cellular component: membrane. The coding region runs from base 151 to 897 and encodes 248 amino acids. Gene Ontology annotation, biological process: myelination.